Messenger RNA from Pollicipes pollicipes, 2969 nucleotides. RefSeq names its product tetraspanin-5. The record is from RefSeq and is a predicted model, not a curated record. Bases 190 to 1131 code for a protein of 313 amino acids. The transcript has 8 exons. Gene Ontology annotation, cellular component: plasma membrane. Lineage: Eukaryota; Metazoa; Arthropoda; Thecostraca; Pollicipedomorpha; Pollicipedidae.
UUCUCUGUCCAUGUCGCGCAUUGUUUUCCUCGCAACAGGCGGCGCAUAGCGAUUGUUGGGCGUUGAUUGAGUGAUCUGCGCUUUGUGUGAAGUGUUGGCUGAGUGUUCUAAGGACACCAUAAGUGUGUUAACCAGAAGAGGCCGUUGAUUUUAUGUAUAGUCCCUGAAGGCUGUGAAAUCUUCCCAGUUAUGCCAUCUCAUAGACACAGGCGUGACCGAACGGAAGUCAGCUGUUGUUUAAAAUAUGUUAUUUUUGGAUUUAAUAUAAUAUUUUGGUUCUUGGGAUUCUCCAUCCUGGCAAUCGGUGUGUGGGCAUGGUCAGAGAAGAACACAUUCAACAACCUCAGCAAGCUGACACACAUCCCAAUGGAUCCAGCUUUCAUGUUCAUCAUUGUUGGUGCCAUCACCUUCAUCAUCGGCUUCACAGGAUGUGUGGGAGCAUUGCGUGAAAACACCUGCCUCUUGGCAUUCUACGCUAUCUGCCUGGCGAUCCUGCUGCUGCUGGAGAUGACGGGCGGCAUCCUGUGCUUCAUCUUCAAGGACUGGUUCAAGGAGCAGGCCACCGAGGGCUUCCGCGCCUUCAUCGUCCACUACCGUGACGAUCCCGACCAGCAGAACCUCAUCGAUUGGAUACAGGAAGGCUGGCUGCACUGCUGUGGCGUGGAGGGCCCCAAGGACUGGGAUGGCAACCGCUACUUCAACUGCUCGGCUGUCGCCGUCGGCAGCAGCGAGGCCUGCGGCGUCCCCUUCAGCUGCUGCAUCCCAGAGGAGAAUGAGAUCAUCAGGAACAAGCAGUGCGGCUACGGCGUGAGAAGUCCUGAUUACCUGGGUGACAGGAGCGGCGUCAUUUACGAGCGCGGCUGCCUGCGCGCCGGCGAGGAUUGGGUGGAGCGCAAUCUGGUGCCGAUAGCCGGCGCCACGGUGGCCCUGGCCGUUCUGCAGCCGCUCGACUACUCGAAGAAGAUCUACGACCAGGGAUGCCUGACGGCUGGCGAAGCGUGGGUCGAGCGUAAUCUGCUGGUUGUGGCCAGUGUGGCCGUGAGUAUCGCCUUCCUGCAGAUUUUGGGCAUCUGCUUCGCGCAGAACCUUCGCGCUGAUAUAUUCGCGCAGAAGUCCAAGUGGGGCCGCUGACAGCGACUGCAGGCGGCCCGCCCCCCGGCCGGUCCGCUCGACCUCUGAGGUCACGCGGUGACCUCAGGGUCACCGGCCUGACCUCGGGGUCACCGACGUGACGAGAGGUCGCCGCUGCGGACUCGGCGUCGCCGCGGCGACCUGUCGUCGGUCUUGGGGCCGCCGCGCUGGGAGAUGCGAGUCGUCUCGGAAGUCGCUGCUGGACCGGCCGGGCCGCCGCCUGACCGGAUGUCGUUGGGCGACUUUUGGAACGACCACCGUCGUCCCGGGGGCACUGCCGUCACCAAGCAAAUAGUAUCUACUGACGCACUGUCGCGAGCUCUCGCCCGGCCGUUACCUCUGAGGUCGCUUCCUUGGCCUCGGAGGCCACACCUGAGGCCAUGCAACCUCGCGACAGCCCGUGGCCGAGGCAUCCGCCGUAACUCACCCUCACAGGCGCCCAUUGAAGACCCCGUGACCCGCCGGACCGGGGCGGCGCGGCCGCGGCGUGACGCGGUCGCGGUCGAUGGUGCCGCCGGCCGGAAUCUCCACCGGCGAUCGGAGGGACGCCGGCACCGUCCCGCCGCGCGCGUCGCCAGGCGUCUGCGUUGGGCCGGCGCGGCCGCUGCUCGGUCUGAAGAUCACGCUGUGCGCGACUUGAGGACGUGGGCAUGAGUGUGGUGGCACCGCGAGGUGUCGUCUGGACGUGCUCUGGGCGGUCACGUGGGUGCGGUGGAGCCCCCUGCCAAGAGAACGCGCUAUUCCAUGAAAUGCUCUCUCAAUGUGAUGUCGAGAUGUUAGCGGGUAGUCUCAGUAGGUUAGUGCUUACACUCGCUACAACGCUGGAGAAGGAUGCCAUGAUCUGGAGUGUGCCAGGUCAGGUCGCACAGAAAAUGCGCUCGUGCUUAACGCGUCGAUCUGCCAUUGUCACGCGCGCGUUAGUUCGCGAGUGCUCUGCGUGUGCAGAAAGCCGGGCUUAUCACGUGUGGUGCCUCGGCGGGAGCCGUUCGUUUCGCUGCCGCACGCACGCUGUCCUGUGUUUUGCUCCGGCAUGUGGUACCGGUGAGUUCCCUGAGGCGGGGAAGGAGAAACGCGUCGUCGAUGGGAUAACUCGUUUGCGCUCUGGUGGCGUCUUCAGGCGCCACCAGGUCUGUCAAAGGAGGGUCUGUCAGGUCUGUCAAAAAGGAGGCUCGCUCCGAACAGUUAGGCAGCACGUAAAGAAAGAUCGCAGCGUGGUGUAAGGACCGGGCUUUGGUUUUAUCGCGGGGUCUUCCGCUUUGCGGGUCGGACGCCACGCCGCCCGCAACGCGUUUUGAAUGGCCUUCGCGUGUCCAGACCCCCGCGCUGUCACGUUCGCACCAAGGCGUUAAGCCGUGAAUUCCGAUCGAAAGUCAGAAUAUUAGUGCCGAUGUCAGGUUUGGUUCGCUAAGGCGCCUAGCGUCGCUUGCGUUCGUCCUCUGCCAGCGCGAGACCCCGGGGCAGCCGUGAGGCCGAGCGCUCGCGGGGCGGGCGAUGUUGAAACGCACUGCGCGGGCGCACGGGCCCGUCUCGAACGCCUCGCCGCGGGAUAGAACCCGAGGUCUGCGGUCGAGGCGCGCACAGGUCGCUCCGACACCGUCGAAAUCACAGCACUUUCACGCGAGACCGGAUUUGCGGCGCGCUAGCGGGGGUCAAUCUCGGACGUGUUGUGUGAACUUUUUCCGUUCUCUCCCGGUUGUGUUACAUGUGACCCCGACAAUGUGCCGCCGCCCCUUGCGGCCGGCCCGUGUGUUGUCCCCCGCUCCCCGCUCCCCGCCGCCCGCAUUGUUGUGUGCCCGUUUAGUACUUCUUUUAUAUAAUAUAAGCCCGGUACUAGCUGA